Aethalodelphis obliquidens (Pacific white-sided dolphin) is the source of this 1859-nucleotide messenger RNA. It is a transcript of the gene CPA2, whose product is annotated as carboxypeptidase A2. NCBI's taxonomy places the organism in Eukaryota, Metazoa, Chordata, Mammalia, Artiodactyla, Delphinidae. Gene Ontology annotation, biological process: proteolysis. Gene Ontology annotation, molecular function: zinc ion binding; metallocarboxypeptidase activity. The record is from RefSeq and is a predicted model, not a curated record.
GAGCCUGUGCUCCGCAACGGGAGAGGCCACAACAGUGAGAGGCCCGGGUAUCGCAAAAAAAAAAAAAAAAAGGCCUUCUGUUUUGUUUUAAUAUAGUGUGAGGACUGGAACAGGUCAUAUCUACGGGGAGAUACAGCAGAUAUGGACUAAGUGAUUGCAGUGUUUCAGGGUAAACAUUAUAAAAAUAAACAAAUGAGGCAACUAAUGGAAUGUGAUAGACAGGAUGCCUGAGUAAUUACUAUAAAUGCUGUGCCCCUUUUCUGUCAGAGACCCAGGAAAGACUUUAACCUCUAGGUCUAUUAAUCUGGCUUCUGUCACUGGUCAGAGUUAGUGGCACUUUAUGUUCUAAAUCAUAAAUGCAUGAUUUGCCCUUGGUAUGCUCUAGCAAUUUUGUUCUCUUUCCAUCAAAGUUUGUUAUCUCAUUGAAAGAAUGUAAAAUGUAUGGAUUGGUGAUAUCACACAGGUGGGUGUCUACAGUCUUGAGAAUUUGACAUGCAGGUGGGAAUUUUACCAUGUGGGAAUUUACUUGAGUUCUUAGACUGCCAACAGGUCAGCCUCAGCCGUGGUCCCUAUAAAUAAAGUUCAGGAGUGACACUGAAUUCUGGACUCUUGGAAGAUCCUUGACUAUGCGAUUGAUCCUGUUUUUUGGUGUCCUUUGGGGGCAUAUCUACUGUGGAGAAACAUCUGUGGGAGACCAAGUUCUUGAGAUCACACCAAGGAAUGAAGAACAAAUAAAAACUCUGGUGGAAUUGGAGGCUGAAGAACAUCUUCAGAUAUCUCUUGAUUUCUGGAAAUCACCCACCAUCCCAGGAGACACAAUCCAUGUCUGAGUUCCCUUUGUCAGCAUCCAGGCAGUCAGUUUCCUUAAAUCCGAGGGAAUUGCUUAUUCCAUUGUGAUUGAAGAUGUUCAAGUUCUCUUGGACAAGGAGAAUGAAGAAAUAUUACUCAGAGAACAGAAUGUUAACUUCAACUUUGAGGCUUAUUAUACCUUGGAAGAGAUUUCCUGAGAAAUGGAUAACCUCGUUGCUGAGCACCCUGGUCUAGUGAGCAAAAUGAACAUUGUCUAUUCUUUCAAAAACCGGCCCAUGAACGAGCUCAAGUUCAGCACGGGAGGAGACAAGCUGGCUAUCUGGCUAGAGGCUGGGAUCCAUGCCGGUGAGUAGGUUACACAAGCUACUGCACUGUGAACUGCAAAUAAGAUUGCCUCUGAUUAUGGAAAUGACCCAUCCAUCACUUUAUUGGAUAUGAUGGACAUCUUCCUGCUCUCUGAUGGCUAAGUGUUCUCUCAAACAAAGAAUCGUAUGUGGCAGAAGACCCAGUUCAAGGUAUCUGGAAGCCUCAGUGUUGGUGUUGAUCCUAACCGGAACUGGGAUGUGGGUUUUGGAGGACCUGGAGCCAGCAACAAUCCUUGCUCUGACUCAUACCAUAGACCCAGUGCCAACUCUGAAGUUGAAGUGAAAUCCAUAGUGGACUUUACCAAGAGUCCUGGAAAAGUCACGGCCUUCAUUACCUUCCACAGCUAUUCCCAGCUGCUGAUGUUCCCCUAUGGGUAUACAUGUGCCGAGUCACAUAAAUUUGAUGAGCUGUCAGAUGUGGCCCAAAAGGCUGCCCAGUCUCUGACAAGCCUGCACAGCACCAAGUACAAAAUGGGACCUGUCUGCUCAGUCAUCUACCAAGCCAGUGGAGGAAGCAUUGACUGGUCCUAUGACUCUGGAAUCAAAUAAUCAUUUGAAUUUGAACUGGGAGACACAGAUCGAUAUGAGUUCCUUCUGCUGGCCAAUCAGAUCUUACCCACAGUGAAAGAGACCUGGUUUGGCUUGAAGACAGUCAUGGAGCAUGUGUGAGACCACCCCUAUUAA